UGCGGAGCGCUCAGUCUAGUUUGCACCUUCUCUCCCGGCCGCGGUCCGAGAGGGCGGGGAGGGCAGCGGUGGGGCCCGAGCUGGGGGAGAGUUCGGAGACUCCGGCCUUGGGCGCCUUCACGCCGUCUCCGAGCACAUAAUGCUGUGAGCAGGCGCCGCUCCGGCCGACCCGGCUGGAUCUGCGCGUGGCGGGCAGGGACUGCGUGCGCCUUCGGGAACUGCGGCGCCCGGCCCCGGGGUCAGCGGCUGGGAUCCUUGGCGCCGCUGGUGAGUUGCUGCCUGCCCACGGCUUCUUCUCUGCGCGUGUUUCUCCAUGCUGUGGAAGGGACUGGCGGAUGUAACCGGCUCUCCAGAAAGCCCUGCUUGGCUGUAAGUCCAGGAAGGCCUCUUAGACCUCCAUCUCAUUUCAGAGCCACUUCUGAGCUACUUGAGAAAAAUGAUGUGACAGUUCCUAUCAAAAAGGAUAUUGGGAAACAUAUAACAUCUGUGAAGAAAGUCGCCCUUUUCCCCUUUUGCAAAAUCAACAUCCUCAAACUCCAAAAUGCCAGCCAAGACCCCAAUUUACCUGAAAGCUGCCAAUAACAAGAAAGGAAAGAAAUUUAAACUGAGGGACAUCUUGUCUCCAGAUAUGAUCAGCCCUCCCCUUGGAGACUUCCGCCACACCAUUCACAUUGGCAAAGAGGGCCAGCACGAUGUCUUUGGAGACAUUUCCUUUCUUCAAGGCAACUAUGAGCUUCUACCUGGAAACCAGGAGAAAGCGCGCAUGGGCCAGUUCCCUGGGCAUAACGAGUUCUUCCGGGCCAACAGCACCUCCGACUCCAUGUUCACAGAAACGCCCUCUCCGGUGCUCAAAAAUGCCAUCUCCCUCCCAACCAUCGGAGGGUCCCAGGCACUCAUGUUGCCCUUGUUGUCACCGGUGACAUUCAGUUCCAAACAGGAGUCCUUAGGGCCGGGAAAGCUGCCCCGGCUUAGCUGUGAGCCGGUCAUGGAGGAGAAGGCUCCGGAGGAAAGCAGCCUGUUGGAGAACGGGACGGUCCACCAGGGGGACGUCUCGUGGGGGUCCAGCGGGUCCGCAUCCCAGUCCAGCCAGGGCAGGGGCAGCCACUCCUCCAGCCUCUCCGAACAGUAUCCCGACUGGGCGGCCGAGGACAUGUUUGACCAUUCCGCCCCGUGCGAGCUCGUCAAGGAAAAGACUAAAUCAGAGGAGUCCCUCUCUGAUCUCACGGGUUCCCUCCUCUCCCUGCAGCUCGAUCUUGGGCCCUCAUUUCUAGAUGAGGUGCUGAAUGUCAUGGAUAAAAAUAAGUAACAGGACACCGCCGGCUCUUUUCAUUUGGGGUAAAAGGUAUCAAAAAACAGAACAAAACAAAACCAACCACAAAGAGAAGAGCUUAGCUGGCUAUACUUGCUGUCAUGUGAUGGGUUUUCUAAAAUAACUUUCCUACAAAAUAUUUUUUUACCUGGUAUACCCUGUUUGCAAAAACAGUGAAAAAAAACAAACCUGUCCUGGCAAAGAGAGGAAGUGAGUCAGAACCCAUUUUCGGCGGGCAUUGCUGAUGUACAGCUCACAUUUUUUGUUUUCAGACACAUAAGAAAUCUGGCUUGGCCAGGGCUGGCACUACUUAUGAAGGGCUGUUGCAGUCACAUGAAGGACCUUUACAGUACUCUGGCAUUUUCUGAGCGAGAGGAAGUCAAAAUUUAUUUAACACCCACGCCUUUUUUCUAGACUCUUUUCUAUAUUAUAUCGUUUGGGCUCACCAUAGCAAAUUCUUCAGUGUUAAAACUUUUCUCUGUUUUCACAUUUGAACAACUUUAUGGGUUUUGGGGAUUUGCUUGUAGCUCUUAUAUAUCUCUAUAUAUUAUAUCUAUAUGGCGAAAUUUUGACUGUCAGCUACAUGUUGGUAAGACACAAGCAAAGUAUUACUGUAACUAAGUUAUUUUUAAAGUUAAAAUAUAUUUUUAUGUGCCUUUGGCUCUUUAUUGCAGAGUCUACAUCUUAUAGGUACUACAUCAAAUAUGGUCAUUUGACUUUCCAUUGGGAUUCCAUUCUAAGCUGUGUAUGUGUAUGUUUGGAAAAAUGUAUUCAUACUUAGCUUUAUUUUUUUUUUCUUCAUCUGUUAUCAUACUUUUCACAUCAGCCAACAAUGGAUUGUAAAGUGUAAAGGCACAGGUUACUCACAAUGCUUCUGCAGAGACUGUGGGCUACACCACAUAAUGUUAUUUGGAAAUAUGGGUAUUUUAGUACAGUACAUACUUGCAUUACAUAGGUACUUCAUACAACACAAUAAAGAGUAAAUGUUAAAAUCAACUUGCUUGGUUAUAGUAAUAAACAAAAACAUAAGACAGUAAUUAUAUUUUCUUCAAGUCCAGGGCUAGAAAAAUUGCUUCUGUAAAGUGUACAUGAGCCUUUAAAAUAAGGUAAGAGGUGAUUUCCACCCACUCAGUAAUUUUGAUUAUUGCCCAAAGGUUUGAGAUUCUAAAAAUAAGGCCCCUCAAUUUUAGGAAAAAUGAACAUGUGAGACGAGAAUUUUUUUUUUUUAAGUCAGCACUGAUGCCAACUUCUCAAAAACUCAUUUCUGUGAAUCUCCUCCCUUACUUUAACACGGCAAACUCGUGCAACCCCAGCCCCGUCCCUACAGGAUAGAUGCUUCCAUGCAGCAGGUGCCAUACAGACAAGAUUAAGGAGGCCAAAAAAGAGGGCAGCAGAGCACCUUGCCCCCAAGAAGACAGAGAUGCCCUGAGGAUGUUGGUUAAGGAAACAGGAACAGGAAAUGUACACACCAAUUCUGAUCCUGUUGUCAACACCCCUUCCCCCUCAAAGACAAACACUUGCACGCAAAAACUUUCAUUUCUCCUUGAAAUAUAUCCCUGGGACUUCCCUGGUGGUGCAGUGGUUAAGAAUCCACCUGCCAAUGCAGGGGACAUGGGUUCGAGUCCUGGUCCAGGAACAUCCCACAUGCUGCGGAGCAACUAAGCCUGUGCGCCACAACUACUGAGCCUGCGCUCUAGAGCCCGUGAGCCACAACUACUGAAGCCCAUGUGCCUAGAGCCCGUGCUCUGCAACGAGAAGCCACCGCAAUGAGAAGCCCAUGCACCACAACAAAGAGUAGCCCCCGCUUGCCGCAACUAGAGAAAGCCCGUGCGCAGCAAUGAAGACCCAACGCAGCCAAAAAUAAAUGUAUUAAUUUAUAUUAAAAAAAAGAAUGUAUCCCUGAAAUGACUGCCUCAUCCAAACGUUUCAGUGAUAUUCUCACCAUGUCUGGAGAUGCUGCAAUUCCAUCAUCUGGUUAGCUGAAAUAAUCUGAGCUGUGGAUGAAACGCAGUUAGGAUGACUUGAAGUAGAAAGAGGCAACAAGCUCCCUUAGAGCACUGAGUUCCUGCCUUAAUUCCCCGGUUGUAUUUCUGUCCCACAAUUUUCCAGUGUUCUUUUUCUGCGAGACACCCACUUACAGUUCACAGUUCCAAACAGCCUCUUCUAAAUCUUGAGAAUGAAGAAGAGUCUGAUGUAUCUCAUCAUUUUAAAUCAGACUCUUUCAACACAUUCCCCAUCUUAACUUUUGUUGAUCAUAUUAUCAUUUUACUCUUCAUCUGCAGCAUGACCUCAAGGAAAAGAUUAAACUGUUAGGUGAAAUGAUGAGGAACAUCUGUGCAUUUCCUCUGCUCCCUCUGUGAAUAGGGAGAACAGCUCUGCCAGUAUCAGGUUUGUUUGAUAGAAUCUAAGCAAUAAUGCAUCCUUUUAGGUAUUACCCAUUAGACUUCCUCUGAGCCCUUUAACAAACAGUCCCUCCCAUUAGGUUAGAUAUCAUUGAGAUGGCAACAAACAUGCCCCUGUUAGAAAGGACACAGCCACAUCCGGCUUAUGAACGAUAUUGUUGAGUCAUUUCUCCUGUGGCAGCCCUUCUAAUACUUGGUUCCUUCUCUAGGGAGCAGGUGCAGAGCUGGUGGAAGCUUUCUCCUGCAAAAAGGCUCUUCCAGCUUGCACCUGCUGAGAGCUGAAUUGAUGUUCUCAGCCUGUGACCGUUCUGCCACUUUUAACCUAAUUUACCGAGAUGCACUUUACUUGCAAAUUCAGAAUGCAAGCCACCUGUGACCCAACAACCAGAAAAGAGACCAUGCAAUUUAUAUAAGUAGAGACCCUUGGUGUAGCAGUCAAGGUUCUUGUGGGUAGUCUUUUCCCUUUGCAGUGAGGCCUAACAAAGGAUAAGAUAGAUAAUUUCCACCUAAAAUCACCUACUGAAAAAGAUCAAAAUAUCAAGGUACUCAGCUCUUCAUAAGUGUAACGCCAUUAGUUGUCACAUUUCAGUGACUCAGAGUCACAAACAAAUGACUAAACUGGCUGAACAUAAGAGAACUCAGGUUUCCAGAGUCACAGUCUAUUCCUUUUUUAUGUCACUGAAAGUUACCAUUUUUUCUCAAGUGUCCCCACAAAAACACUUGAAGUCAUGGCAUGGAGGAAGUUCAUGAGUCCAUGAAUUAACUUGAUAAAUAUUGUAAAACAGAGGAAAGAAAGUUAUACAUUAGGCGAUGGUUCUGAUCCUCUUAAUGUGGAGCCUGAUGAGACUCAAUUUUACUGUGAAAUAUGUCAACACAAUAGAACAAGUCAACAUGAUGGUUUCUCUCCAAUAAGAGUUUCUCCUUUGGAAAUUAUGUUCCCAACCUACUCCCAAAUUUAGCAGGUCUAAUAAAGAGAAUUCUCAGACUUUAGAAUGAG
Molecule: messenger RNA, 4708 nt
Organism: Lagenorhynchus albirostris (white-beaked dolphin)
Lineage: Eukaryota; Metazoa; Chordata; Mammalia; Artiodactyla; Delphinidae
Gene: CDC42EP3
Product: CDC42 effector protein 3
Exons: 2
Coding region: 542-1306 (254 amino acids)
Source: RefSeq, a predicted model, not a curated record